This is a messenger RNA of Aspergillus homomorphus CBS 101889, 1554 nucleotides long. RefSeq lists its product as uncharacterized. The record is from RefSeq and is a predicted model, not a curated record. The transcript is spliced from 3 exons. The coding region runs from base 1 to 1554 and encodes 517 amino acids. Lineage: Eukaryota; Fungi; Ascomycota; Eurotiomycetes; Eurotiales; Aspergillaceae.
AUGGCUUGUCUAGCCGAAGCGGAUGCGGACAACCGAGAGCUAUGUAUUGUCAUGCCGCAUGGAAAACCACUCGCGGGAAUAGCGUGUUUUCUCUUGUGCCAUGACCGGUAUGGAGCUCACGUCUUGCUAUCAUCGCUGAGAGGGUUGAGUUUUAUGGCCGAGUCUCCAGCGCAGGAGCGUCUGUGCUGUCGUCGCACACCGGGCAGCCACAUACCGGACAACUCCCAAGUGUCGGGACAUGGGAUGCUCUUUCCUAAAAGCCUCGUCCACGGUGUCACGCUCUUACUCAACCGGCUCAGCGCCGGUCACCUCAUGAAUUUUACUUGGGGCUACUCAUGGCUUCCCAAAGGGAUCCUAGAUUUAGAGGGCUAUAUCCCGCAAUUUCAACCCCAAAUCACGUCGCUUGCGCUCUAUACGAGAAGUGCAGAUGACGGAGACGAUGGUGGUUGUAUCAUUACCGAAGACAUCAAUGUCGAUGGGCUUGUCAAACUCCGCCAUCUAAGAGCUCUGGUAUGGCACGGCAUCUCCACCAGAAGACAUGCUUUCAUACUUGAGACGUGCAUCCGACAUAACUCCGGUACUUUGGAAAGGCUGGACCUUCGAUUAUCUGACGGCACAGUAUACCCAACGAGCUCGAUGACAUAUAUGCGCAAGCGUCCGUCGUUUCCAAAUCUACGAACGGUAACCCUAAAAAAUGUGCCGAUACUCGAACAUGGGUUGAUGGCCGACCUCGUAUCUCAAUCAGCCUCGGUUGAAAUCAUAGGACCUCAAAUAUCAGGGUUAAGACAAAACGCAGCCAUGAAGGAACAGGAUCUAGAUCUCAUCCGCGAGAUUGGAUGGCACCGCGGCCGAAAUCGUCUGUACCGGGCACACUAUCGUCUUUUCAAGGAGCUUCAGGAAAUGAUUCGCACUGGCAUAAACGAUUUGUUGACUCUUUACUGUGGCGAGACGGCUUCCCUCGGCGGAAUCCAGGGGCUUCUCGACCUCUACUGUUCGCAAUCGUUUCUCCCUUUCCAGGAAACGGUCGAGCUGUUGUGCCUAUUUUACCUGGAUCCGAGACUAGACGUAGAGAAAUGUGAAAGUAUCCUGAAUUGCUGCUCCCAGCCGUUACCCUCGAGGACUAAACUUCUUGCGCUACUGAGACUCCACUGUUCUCAGCCAUUGCCUACCACUGGCGAUGUUCCUGAGUUGUUGAAGCGUCUUGCGAGCCCUUAUCCUGCAUUGGCUCUGGUGGAGCGGACUUUGGUCCGACACUGCUCGCAGCGGGUUCCAUCUUUGUCGGAUGUGGUUAAGUUGCUAAACCUGUUUUAUUCGCAGCCCGGUCUUUCGUUGAGCCAGGCGGAAGAGCAUCUCAGCCGGUUCAGUUCGCAGCCCUCCCCACCCUUGAAGUCAAUCAUCGAGAGCUUAACUCAAUUCAAGUCCCAGCAACAGUUCGUCUCAGUAGCGGACGUUGCCGUUGGAAUGCAGCAGCGGACGGAUGCGUUAGCUGAGCGGGCGCGCGAGGCGGAAGAUGCUUGGAAUGAGCUACUCCAAAACACUCAACAUCACCAAUGA